AUGUCCUACCUCCAGCCCCCUGGCCGCGACCUGGAGCGCUUCGAUGGGCUUUCUCUCAUUUACUGGACACUCAUGGGACCAUAUGGGAUGGAUCGAACUGUGCAUUGCUUUGAUUUCUACGACUGUGCAAAUGGGCUGGGUAUUAAGGUCAUCGGUGGCAUCAAGGAACUCACGGGGGAAGAAUAUGGAGUUUAUGUCAAGAGGAUCCUUCCGGGGGGUGUUGCUUACGCAGACGGGCGCCUGCAGCCAGGAGACCAGAUCCUGGAGGUCAAUGGAGAUUCCUUAAUUGGGGUUACAAGCGAGAGGGCUGUGGACAUCCUGAGGACAGCAUCAGCCACCAGCCACAUGCACCUUCUUAUAGCCCGCGAUGACGAUGCCAGGAGAGAGUUCUCUGAGCUUCUGGAGAAGUUCGGCUCCCAGAGCAAUACGGGCUCAGCGCGGAGCUCACCAAUCCUGCACGGUGGCAGUCGAUACCUGGAAAGUACAUCCUCGGGCUCCUCCUCACGCUCCCAGAGCCCACUGCUGCUGAGCCCCGCCAAUUCCCAGGGCCCCUGCAUCGGGAACCCGGCGCACCCCCCUCACGCACACUACUCCACUGAAUCAGGAAUCCAGAGCAUUUCUAUAGCAAAAUCCUCCGGCUUAGGGCUGACAAUCAGUGGUGGAUCCAACAGGCCUGAUGGCCCCAUGAUUUAUGUUCAAGAGCUUAUGCCAGAUGGUGACUGUUACAAGGAUGGUCGGCUCCGACCUGGUGACCAACUAAUUGCUAUCAAUAAAGAUUCUUUGGUGGGCAGCACACAUGAAGAGGCCAGAAAAAUAAUUGCAAAAGCCAAAUUCAGAAUAGACGUGAAAAUCAUUUUCCUGUGCCUUCUUUGUCACCGGACAUUUGCCCACCGGAGCUUACAGUCUCAGGUUCUGCAGUAUCUUGGUCUGGAUGUGAGCGAGGAGAAGAAGAGGCAGUUACGGCAAAGCUUGACCACAGACUCACAGGGGACGGUGGCCUAUGGAGAUCUUCUCCAAGCACUCAGGGAUGUGAUGCAGGAGGAGCUGGAUGAGGCUGGUCUGGAUUCCAACUCCAUACUCUUCACGCAGCACGAAGUAGCCAGUUUGCUGGAUACAUCAGCUUUUCACUCUCCGAUCUUCGACUCUCUCAACUGUAAUGGCAAUGCGGAGCUGGAGCAGCUGCAACUGGAAAUGAUGGAUCUGCGGCAAGAAGUCCGAAGGCUAAAGUCUCUCCUGAAAGAGGUGGAGAACAGCAAGAAGUCAAUGGAAGAUGAGCUUCAGAGACUGAACCAGAAAGCACUGGGGUUCCUCUCCGAGAACCGGACGCUGCACAGCAAGCUGCAGAUGGCAGAGGUCGUGCAGAGACAGGCUCACAGUGCAGAGCAGGACUACGAGGAAGUGAUCCACUUGCUGGAAGCUGAAAUUGCAGAACUGAAGAUACAGCUGGCGGGGAAGAAAGCAAAACAUGUCUCUGAAAUAGAGGAGGACAUCCUGGAACUGAAAAGACAGUUGUCCCUGGCUGACGGCCAGUUACGAAAAUCAGAAGUCUCACGGAAGCGCCUGGAGAUCUGCAAUAGGAAACUGCUCCUGUUUGUGCAGGUGAAGUGCUGA
This is a messenger RNA of Haliaeetus leucocephalus (bald eagle), 1611 nucleotides long. Its product is annotated as syntaxin-binding protein 4-like. Lineage: Eukaryota; Metazoa; Chordata; Aves; Accipitriformes; Accipitridae. The transcript is spliced from 16 exons. The coding region runs from base 1 to 1611 and encodes 536 amino acids. The record is from RefSeq and is a predicted model, not a curated record. Gene Ontology annotation, molecular function: protein binding.